Molecule: messenger RNA, 300 nt
Organism: Aureobasidium namibiae CBS 147.97
Lineage: Eukaryota; Fungi; Ascomycota; Dothideomycetes; Dothideales; Saccotheciaceae
Exons: 3
Coding region: 1-300 (99 amino acids)
Source: RefSeq, a predicted model, not a curated record
AUGCUAUCCAAACUGCAUUGGCAGAAAAGGUCGAAUCGCAAAUCCCAGCAGUCCUUUGAAGGUCACAGCCUGUCGCCGCAGGCUUCGCCCGAACUACAACCCGAAGCAGUGCCUGCGAUACCACCUUCUCGUCGGCCCAAGUUCUUGUCGAGAGUACGCAGCCAACGCUUCUCUACCGCCGUGCCAGCAGAGAUAUCUCAUCAGGAAGCGUCGAGCAACCCGGUGCCCAAGCGACAUUCUUAUUACCAGCCUGCCCAGCCAUCAUUGUACGACACGACCGAGGCACAGCAUCCGGUAUGA